Molecule: messenger RNA, 2553 nt
Organism: Suillus plorans
Lineage: Eukaryota; Fungi; Basidiomycota; Agaricomycetes; Boletales; Suillaceae
Exons: 11
Coding region: 1-2553 (850 amino acids)
Source: RefSeq, a predicted model, not a curated record
AUGCCGGCAGCAAAGUGGACCACCAAUGAACAGUAUGUUUGGCUUCAAGAUCGGUUGGCGACAUAUAUGGUCCACGCAAAGGAAAGGGAUUACUCACAUUUCUGGGCUCCAUGCCGUAUAGCCUGGUUCGCGCAGUUCCCAGAACGCGCGGUCAUCUAUCCUGACAUCCCCAUGGAUGUUGAGCUUACCUGCGAGCAGGAACAGGUUGUCAAGCUCACAGAGCAGGCACGUGAGACACAACUACACACUUGGUUUCACUGGCGUGUAAAUAAAUCUAAGAAGAACCGCAGCCUAAAGAAGAAACUGACGGCCUUUGACGAUACUCUGCAGCCAAAAAGACGUGCGAAGUCAGAGGCCGAAAUUUAUUCAGAGAUGUAUUAUGACGAACGUAUCAAGCCUUUGGUGAUGGCUGAGCAAGAAGCCGGAAACGUGGCAACAUCCAGCAAGCGCAUGGCCCUUGGUCGAAAAUUCUCGAAGGAGUUACUUGAAGAUGAGACCAAAGAGAUCAAGGCAGAGAUUCGUGAAAAGUAUGAGGAACAACUCACUCACAAGAAGCAUGCCAAGCGUGGGAAGAACAUUCUUGACGAUGAUGGUGACGGCGACAAUGAUGACAAUGAUGAAGAGUUAGAUGUGGAGGCAAUCAUGCAAGGUAUAGAUGACUUACCUGUCAUUUGUCAACACUUUGCAAAGCUUGUCAAGCAGAAGACUCGCUUCAUGGUCUCAUUUAUGUUUGCUGGUCCUGAUCCCAGAAAUGACUGGGACAUGACAACAUUGUCGUGUCAUCCUUCAGAAACACCUCAAGGUGAUUCCUUUGCCGAGCUAUACCAGACGGCUGAUAGCGACUUCUUGGCAGCCUUCCAGCAGUACGCAGAACAAAUAUUUCCUGGCAACAAGCGGAAGCCCGACACGUAUUCAAGGAACAAGGUCGAAAGCAGUGAGAUUGGAGGCUUUACUGAGGAGGAGUCUGAGGAGCGUGAAGAGGAUGGGGAGGAGUGUGAAGAGGAUGGGGACAAAGACGAGGAAGGCGAAGAAGACGAGCCCAAUGUGCAGUCCACAGACGUCAAGGAAGAAUCUCAGCUAAAUGUGGAUGAGGGUGAGGCGAAUCAAUCCAUGGAGUCUGCAGUCACUCUUCCCAUCCCUGGUGCAUCAUUAGGCGAUGCAUCAGGUGCACCUGAUGCAUCAAGUCUUGGGGGAUCAUCUGUGAUGCACGCAUCGAUGGAGACGACUGCCAGUUAUGGCACACCAAAUGAUGCCUCAUACUAUGGCAUGGCAAUGUAUGACACGCAGCCUCAGCCCAUGUAUGGCACCCAUGCCAUGUAUGGUGGACAGGAUCGAAUGUACGGCACACAAGGACCAACAUAUGACGCGCAGGGCACCGGCCAUGCUUUACUCGCCGGAAAUUCCUGCCUCACUGAGUCUGAUGUGUCGCUUCACUCUCAAGGAAUCGCAUUCCCAAUACAGACGAGUAACUACAUCAAUUUCGGCAUCCCUCCUUCUAAUUUGUUCAUGCCAGGCGCCGUCACCCCCGAGUUUUCGUUCGAUCAGGGAUUCCAGGCUGCAAAUUGGAACAACCAGGCCUGGAACAUGAACAACAACAAUCCAGCCUGGAAUUUUGGUGAUGGAGCAGAAGGAGGCACUCCCCGAGGAGGCCUGCAGGACUUACUCAACUCACUCCCUGCUCUGCCUUCUCCUGAACCCAAUGAGGACUCGCAACCUGUUCUACCUUCUCCCAACCCGAUCCUGAGUACGGACAAUACUUCUCUCCCUUCCAUCGGCAAGGCUCGCAUGACGACUGGCAGAAGGGUUGCCCAGAAGGGUACCCAAAAGGGAGACAGCCAGAAGUGUCCUAAUACUAAGUCGAUGAUUGGGCGGGCUGCAGCCAAACCCUCUGCUGAAACAGCAACACAGCCGUCUCCCAUUGUUUGUGCCACCAAGAACAAGCAGCCGCCUGGCCAGGCUAAAUCCUCUUCCAAGAAGCUGUCUGUCACUAAGCCAUCGCCUGCACAUGACCAAAAAAAGCAGCCACCUGCUGCUAAGGCAUUGGCUGAUGAGGCUGCCGCUACCAUGAAUAUCGCUUUGGACACUGAAGUACGCAGAAAGCGCGUGCCAAUCAAAUCUAGAUGCAAUGACCUUGCAGAUGCUAUUGGGACUAACAGUGUCUCGUUCUUCGCUGGGAAGGAGAAUUUAUUGGAGGCUGAAGCACCUUGCUUGUUGAAGCGGUGUAGGACACGAGCUGGCGCUGGGCUCGUAUCAAGCUAUUUUACAGUACACGUCAAAUACCCGUCACAUGCUAAUCACUUCCCGAUGUUAUCCGACGCUAACCCGCCAACCCGACGUUUAGGCCGCAUCGGACCCAAUGUUUUCCCGCGCACUUGUCCUAUCCGUGUCCCGUCCCGUCUUGCUAGCCCCACUAGUCCGCAGCGCCUCAUGUUUAUUUACAUGUACUUCGGAUCCGAAAUACUCCGCCGCUACUUUCGCCUACGGGUUCCGCAUUUCUACAGGGGAGCAGUUCCCCGACGCUUAGUGGUCAAACCCGAUAUCCGUAGUUCUUAG